Sorghum bicolor (sorghum) is the source of this 1068-nucleotide messenger RNA. Its product is annotated as protein FAR1-RELATED SEQUENCE 9. Lineage: Eukaryota; Viridiplantae; Streptophyta; Magnoliopsida; Poales; Poaceae. The coding region runs from base 10 to 939 and encodes 309 amino acids. Gene Ontology annotation, molecular function: zinc ion binding. Gene Ontology annotation, biological process: regulation of DNA-templated transcription. The transcript is spliced from 3 exons. The record is from RefSeq and is a predicted model, not a curated record.
GCCAACCAUAUGCUCAAGCGAUUCAUCCAACGAUCAGCCCCAAUGCAUGUGUUUGUGUCCAAGUUCAGAGACUUUCAGUUUGCCAGGAACCAGGAGGAGGAAAAGGAAAACCAUGUUACCAAACAGGUAUCUCGUAGGAGACGGAUUGGAGUUCCAAUAGAACAGCAUGCAGAGACAAUUUACACAAGGGCGAUGCAUGAACGCUUCUACAACGAGCUUUACGAAUCAGGUUCAUUCGCAAUAGUGGAGAAGGGAAUACAGGAAGAGAGAUUUACAGUGGUGCACACCAAGGAGAUAGGGAGAGAUGAUGCAAGAGUGCACGUGGUGCGACUGGCGGGGGCAGAGAAAGUAACAUGCACCUGUGGGCUCUAUGAGCAUGUAGGUUUGUUGUGCAGGCAUAGCUUGAAGGUGCUGGUGCAUUUGGACAGAACAGAGAUACCGCCCGGUAACAUCAUGUACAGGUGGACCAAGCAUGCAGGGCCAGAGUACAGUCCGUGCACAAGGGAGUUGACGAUGGAUCAGGUAUCGGCGAGAGUUGAUGGCACGAAGAGGCACGUUCUACUGAAGAGGGCACUAGAGUUUGCACAUGGGGAUGACCCGAUUGAUGAUGAAGCAUUUGCAGAAGCUAUGAGAGCUAUGGACGCGAUCGUGCCUAGAAAGGAUCAUUCAGUAAGCUCCUUCCGUGAGCAUGGGGGUGAGGUGAAAACAUCAGGACCGAGCCUAGGGAAUGCAGAGUCCAUGCCAACUGCUUGCCCACCUAGACCUAUCAGAACAGGGCGCCCGCGUAACACCUCACUGAAAUCUUGGCAGAAACAUGAAAUAAGUGUCAAGAAAGUUAGCUCUACCGAAAGGCCAGAUAACAUCCUCGACAUCAAUGACGAAGAAGGCAACAUUGCUGCUAAGACGAGAAAAGUAGAUGAAUUGAUGCGUAUGAACUGAUGAAAAAGUUACUAUGUGCUAAAUGUGGCCUGCAGAAGAACGACAAGCUAUCUUUGCUUGUGUGAUUCUAUUGUUAGCAGUAUUCGUGUGUAAAUUUUUGUGCACCAUUGCUUUAAAUCUGUUCAGUUA